This is a messenger RNA of Seminavis robusta, 606 nucleotides long. NCBI's taxonomy places the organism in Eukaryota, Bacillariophyta, Bacillariophyceae, Naviculales, Naviculaceae. The record is from the annotation of a GenBank genome assembly.
AUGGUCACCGCCUACUGGAUUGUACAGAGCGCUACAGGUAAGCCGGACAUGACUAGACUGGAUCUAUUAUCUUCGAGUUUUCUGUCAUCUUCGAGUUUCGUCUUCGAGUUUCGAAAUUCUCACAAAAUUGACUUGACUUCAACAAUGCAGAUCACAGCUGACACAAUUAUCAGAACAGCUUCCAUCUACCAAGGGCUUACAGCGAGAGCAGUCAACCAUGAGGCCUAUCGCUAUCAGCGGACAUUUCGUGGCUGUUUUGGUGUGGCUCCUCAUCUUGCGGCAGAACUGUGGAACAUGCUGGACGAUGAAGAUCCUCUGAGUGACAUUCGCUGGGUAUCCUACUUCCUGGCCACACUCAUGUUCCUCAGGACAUACACUGUCACAGCUGUAUUGGCCAUGAUCUUUAUGAAGGAUGAAAAGACGAUUCGGCACUGGGUGUGGGUGUUCAUUGAGAAGAUCGCGAGCUUGGACUUGGUGAGCCAUGAGCAAGCUUUCUUCUUCACUUUUAUCAAUCGCCGUCUUCAUCAACAGAGAGCCCUCACCAUGUACAUGUUGCAAUCCAACACCACUCCUCCAGAUCAGAUGGGAGUACCGACGGAUGAAUGA